Pistacia vera is the source of this 1185-nucleotide messenger RNA. Its product is annotated as polygalacturonase-like. Bases 1 to 1185 code for a protein of 394 amino acids. The transcript has 4 exons. The record is from RefSeq and is a predicted model, not a curated record. Gene Ontology annotation, biological process: carbohydrate metabolic process. Lineage: Eukaryota; Viridiplantae; Streptophyta; Magnoliopsida; Sapindales; Anacardiaceae. Gene Ontology annotation, molecular function: polygalacturonase activity.
AUGGCGAUCAGGUUCUUUAGUACUCAUCUUUACUGGGCUCUUCUCAUUCUCUCUAUUUACUUACACGCAUCAGAUGCAACACAAAACUAUAAUGUGUUAAAGUUCGGAGCCAAAGGCAAUGGUGUAACAGACUCCACCCAAGCAUUCAUCAAAGCAUGGGCAGCAGCCUGUGGUUCUGAAGAAUCAACAACAAUUUAUGUGCCAAAAGGAAGAUAUUUGCUUGGCUCUAUGGCAUUUAAAGGUGACUGUAAAAAUUCGGAUAUUAAAAUACACAUUGACGGAACACUAGUGGCUCCGGCAGAUUACCGUAUACUAGGUCAAGCUGAUAACUGGCUAAGCUUUGAAGGGGUUAGCGGUGUUUCCAUUAUUGGUGGAGCACUGGAUGCCAAGGGAACUGCGUUGUGGAAUUGCAAGGAAAAAGGCACUAAAUGUCCCAACGGAGCCACGUCAUUGAGCUUUACUAAUUCAAACAACAUCAAAAUCAAUGGACUCUUAUCACUAAACAGUCAGAUGUUCCACAUUGUGUUCAACGGUUGUCAAAAUGUGCGUGUUGAAGGAGUUAGAGUCAUAGCUGCCGGAGAUAGCCCCAACACAGAUGGUAUUCAUGUCCAAUUAUCUCGAAAUGUUAUGAUCAAGAGCUCCUCCAUCAAAACUGGGGAUGAUUGCAUCUCAAUUGGCCCUGGCACUAAGAAUUUGUGGGUUGAACGUGUUACAUGUGGCCCAGGUCAUGGCAUUAGCAUUGGGAGCUUAGCCAAGGAUAUGGACGAGGAAGGAGUACAAAAUGUGACAAUUAAAAAUACAACUUUCAUAGGUACUCAAAACGGGUUGAGGAUAAAGUCAUGGGCUAGACCGAGCAAUGGAUUUGUUCAAGGCAUUCGGUUCAUAGAUGCUGUUAUGCGAAAUGUCCAAAAUCCCAUUAUUAUUGACCAAAACUACUGCCCUCAUAACUUAAAUUGUCCUGGUCAGGUUUCAGGUAUCAAAAUUAAUGAUGUGACCUAUCUAAAUAUACGAGGAACUUCUGCUACACCAGUGGCUAUAAAAUUAGACUGCAGUAAGAAAUACCCUUGUAAUGGAAUAAGACUACAAAAUGUCAAUUUAAAGUAUCUAAAGAAAGCUGCCCAAUCAUCUUGUAGUAAUGUAAUUGGGAAAGAAUUAGGGUCAGUUGAACCCAACAAUUGUAUAUAG